Myxocyprinus asiaticus (Chinese sucker) is the source of this 2017-nucleotide messenger RNA. Its product is annotated as LHFPL tetraspan subfamily member 2a protein-like. The transcript has 4 exons. The record is from RefSeq and is a predicted model, not a curated record. Gene Ontology annotation, cellular component: membrane. The coding region runs from base 509 to 1183 and encodes 224 amino acids. NCBI's taxonomy places the organism in Eukaryota, Metazoa, Chordata, Actinopteri, Cypriniformes, Catostomidae.
CACACACACACACUCACACACACACACACACACUCACACACACACACACACACACACACACACACACACUCACACACACACACAUAUAAACCCGCGUGGACGGGCCGGUGAGUUGCCGUGGUGACAGACGGUGAAGAGAGAGAGUGAGUCAGUCAUUCGAUCUCACGGACGGUUUAACGGAAAUCUUCAUUUUCUGGAUGUUUGAAAUCGCCGGUUUUCUCCCGCGAGACCGUCCGGCUGCAGAGCGCGCGAGUAAAUGUGUCGGCUCAGACAGGAAACACUUCAAACCUGAAACACCAUCUCCACGUGUAUCACCAGGGAAUUUGUUUGUGAGAUGAUGGUGAGACGUCUGCAGUAAGAUGUAGAAUCCAGACGAGGAGGAGAGACAGAACAAGGAAGAACAUCGUCUGAACGACGCAUAAAGAAGAAGAGAGAGACACUUUUCAAUCUCUGUUCAUUCCUGAGAAAUAGUGACGACUUGUGACUUUUGACCUUCGCCCACUGCACCAUGUGUCAUGUGAUCGUGACGUGCCGUUCCAUGCUGUGGACGCUGCUUAGCAUCGUGGCGGCAUUCAGCGAGCUCAUCGCCUUCAUGAGCACCGAUUGGCUGGUGGGUUUCCCACAGACUCCGGACGCAGUGUUCUCGCCCCAUGGGACGACGGCGGGCGAGGCGUACCGCCCCACUCUGGGCAUCUAUGGGCGCUGCAUCCGGCUGCCUCACCUGCGGCGCGGCGUGCUGUGUGGACCGUAUGCCGUGCAUUUCGGAGAGAUCGCCAGCGGGUUCUGGCAGGCCACCUCCAUCUUCCUCGCGGCAGGAAUUCUGCUGCUGUGCGCCGUGGCGUUUAUAUCCGUCUUCACCAUGUGCUUCCAGAGUAUCAUGAAGAAGAGCAUCUUUAAUGUGUGCGGACUGCUGCAGGCCAUAGCAGGUUUGUUUCUGAUUGUGGGUCUGAUGUUGUAUCCUGCUGGUUGGGGUUCUGAUAAAGUCCAGUUGUACUGCGGUCCGGACGCGUCUCCAUAUAAACUGGGUCUGUGUUCUAUGGGCUGGGCGUUUUAUACGGCGCUGGGCGGCACUGUUCUCACCUUCAUCUGCGCCGUGUUCUCCGCACAAGCCGAGAUCGCCACGUCCAGCGAUAAAGUCCAGGAGGAGAUUGAAGAGGGCAAGAGACUCAUCUGUCUGCUGUGAGAGAGAGAGAGAGAGACACUCUGAUAGAAGACUCGUUCACCACUAAGACUCAAACACAUCAUGUUUGUUUGUUUGUUUGUUUUUAUGGAGAAUCAUUCUCACUUUUGUGUUUGUUCUGGUUCAUUUGUCUGUCUCUCUUCUGAUGUAAAUAUACAUGUAUAUAAUGUAAAUAUCAUUGUUCACCACAGUAACACUGCUCAGAAUCACUCCAUCAUGUGAAUCAUUGAAUCAUGAAAACAUGUCCAGAGCUUGAGAGUGUUUGAAUGGAUAUAAACACCUCAUAUCUCCAUCGAAACAUCAUUGUUUGUGUUCCACAGAAUAUGAUGAGUGAAUUAUUGUUGGGUGAACUGCUCCUCUAAUAGUAAUGUUUUAUUUCUUUUAAUGUUGAGGUGAAACUUGAGCUGGAUGUGUUCUUAAAGAUUCACCGUUUCAGUUUCAUCAUCAUGAAGUUCAUCAGGAUCUUACCGGUGUUUCAGAGUGAACGCUGAACUCACAUCAGUAUUUUGUGCUGCAUUAAAGACUGUUGAAGCACAAAUGAAUAAGAAAUUCAUGACCUGCAACAAAACAAUGUGCCAAAAUGAAUGAAGGAUUCUCCUGUGUGCCAAACUGUCGUUCCGGAUGUCUGAUGACCUGCAGCUCACUGGAGAGAAAAUCAAAGUCCUGACAAUUCUCAGUUCCAAUGACAUGUACUGACUCCAUCUGUCUGUCUGUCUGUCUGUCUGUCUGUGUGUGUGUGUGUGUGUGUGUGUAUGUGUACUCUAGUUCACUAGCUCAUCGUUCACUUCCAUGUCACACACUCAUCUCUGUCAAAUAAAGAAGCCAUGAUUAAACACG